Messenger RNA from Staurois parvus, 2010 nucleotides. The record is from the annotation of a GenBank genome assembly. NCBI's taxonomy places the organism in Eukaryota, Metazoa, Chordata, Amphibia, Anura, Ranidae.
AUGGAAGGAAUCAACAUUGCUCAGGAUAUCAUCCACAGGCAGAUCAGGGAAAGGAAAGCUAGAAGCUUUCAGAGACGUCAUCAUGUAACAGAUCCUUUAAUUCGUCGUCUUGGACUAGAGGCAGAACUACAGGGUCAUACUGGCUGUGUCAACUGCCUGGAAUGGAACGAGAAGGGGGACCUGCUGGCCUCUGGCUCAGAUGACCAACAUAUGAUGCUUUGGGAUCCAUUUCAUCAUAAGAAACUUCUGUCUAUGCAUACAGGGCACACUGCCAACAUCUUCUCUGUCAAGUUUCUCCCACACACUGGGGAUCGCAUCUUGAUUACCGGAGCAGCAGAUGCCAAGGUUCAUGUUCAUGAUGUGAACUCAAAAGAAACCCUCCAUGUUUUUUCAGAACAUACCAACCGAGUGAAGCGUGUUGCCACUGCCCCUAUGUGGCCCAAUACUUUCUGGAGUGCAGCAGAGGAUGGCUUAAUCCGGCAAUAUGACCUAAGAGAGAGCAGUACUCACUCAGAUGUCUUGAUUGAUUUGACGGAGUAUUGUGGCCAAUUAGUAGAAGCAAAAUGUGUAAGCAUCAGUCCUCAGGAUAACAACUGCUUGGCCGUUGGAGCCAGUGGGCCCUUUGUGAGGCUGUAUGAUAUUCGAAUGAUUCACAGCCAUAGGAAGAAUCUUCAGCAGACACAAUCUGGACUACAUACAUUUUGCUCGAGACAAAAGCCUAUCCCAGAUGGAGCAGCUCAAUAUUAUGUAGCAGGCCACCUGCCAGUCAAGCUACCAGAUUACAACAACCGGUUACGUGUUUUAGUGGCCACAUAUGUAACCUUCAGUCCAGACGGAACUGAGCUAUUAGUCAACAUGGGAGGAGAGCAGGUCUAUCUGUUUGAUUUAACGUUCAAGCAAAGACCUUGCACUUUUUUACUGCCUAAAUCCCACCAUAAUUCUGGAGAAGUUCAGAAUGGAAAAACCACAAGCAAUGGACUUAGUUUCUACAGUAAUGGUUUGCGUGUCAAUGAUGCCAAGACUGUUGUGGGGACAACAAAUGAGCUGCCGCCACAUCUAGAAAAGGUGAAGCAAAAAGCUAAUGAUGCAUUUGCACGACAACAGUGGAGCCAAGCAAUUGAAUUGUAUAGCCAAGCCAUGCAGAGGGCUCCUCGUAGUGCUAUGUUAUUUGGAAAUCGGGCAGCAGCAUAUAUGAAACGCAAGUGGGAUGGAGAUCACUAUGAUGCUCUAAGAGACUGCCUUCAAGCACUAGCGCUGAAUCCAGCCCAUCUCAAAGCUCACUUUCGACUAGCCCGCUGCUUAUUUGAGCUCCGCUAUGUCUCUGAAGCACUGGAUUGUUUGGAGGAGUUCAAAGUCAAGUUCCCAGAGCAGGCUCAAAGCAGUGCAUGUGAUGCACUUGACAGGGAUAUCAGGGUUGCCUUAUUCUCCAAAAAUGACAACCAGGACGAUAAAAAAGGAGGCUCUGUCCGCCUCCGCUCAGGAGGCAGGAAGGAUUCCCUCUCUGAGGACGAACUGCUGCUUAGAGAACGAAGCCUGGACUAUAAGCACAGAUACUGUGGCCAUUGUAAUACUACUACAGACAUAAAGGAAGCCAGCUUCAUGGGAAGUAAUGCUCAGUACAUAGUGAGUGGAUCAGAUGAUGGGUCAUUCUUCAUCUGGGAAAAGGAGACUUGUGCCCUCAUUAGGGUUUUGCAAGGAGAUGAGUCUAUAGUUAAUUGUCUACAGCCACACCCAAGUUACUGUUUCCUAGCAACGAGCGGCAUUGACCCUGUUGUGCGACUAUGGAGCCCACGUCCUGAGAGCGAAGGCCCUGACAAGCGAGUGGUGCAGGAUAUGGAGAGUGCCUGCCAAGCUAACCAGCGGAGAAUGAAUGCUGACCCACUAGAAGUAAUGCUUCUGAACAUGGGGUACAGAAUUACAGGACUCAGUGGAGGGGGCCCAGCCUCUGGUGGUGGGGGAUCAGAUGAUGAGGAUUCUGCUGAAGGACAAGUGCAGUGUCGGCCCAGCUAA